Molecule: messenger RNA, 2613 nt
Organism: Coregonus sp. 'balchen'
Lineage: Eukaryota; Metazoa; Chordata; Actinopteri; Salmoniformes; Salmonidae
Source: the annotation of a GenBank genome assembly
AUGCAGACAGUCCCCCUGUGUGAGAAAGAGAAGGCCCUGUUGGUUAAAGCCAGAGAGAGGACCAUGAGAUACUUGAAGGAGGAUCUGUCUUACUACCACGAGAAGGUCACCAAAGACCUGGGAUCCCUAGGCCAGACCCUGGACAGAGCUCUGGUGCUGAACCAGAACGAAGAGGAAGCUAAGCUGGAGGAGAGGAUUGAUUUUGAAAGGAUGGUUAGGAGGUUUGGGAAGGGGGAGAGAUUGAUGAAGCCAGCGCUAGAGGUUGCAGGAAGAAUAGACAGAAAAAGAUCAAGACACCCGAAUGUAAAGAAGGUAAUGAAUGGGAGAAGAGCCGGCCAACUAGUGAAGGUGGCAGAAGAGGAAGAGAGUAAAGGUGGUCAAAGUGCGAAGCCGGUGAAAAUUGACAAGGAACCAUUGCAGAGUUCAUGGACAAGAUCCAAAAUGUGUUCGAGGGUUUUGAGAAAGUCCAAGACAUCGACAUGUGUCACAUGAUCAGAAAGCAGAUUAAGCAAGACCAGAUGAUGUUGGAAGCUCCAGCAGGAGUUAGUAGUGGGCUCUUUCAGAAACUACUGGCGAGAGCGGGAGGAGAGCAUUGAACCCAUGCUAGACAGAGUGCAGAAAAUAGCCGCUGUGGAAGCUGAGGUAACACCACACACCACAGCAUGCUGUAGGUCAGCUGGUAUAAUGGCAGGAACAGGGAGGGAAGAAUAGCAUUCAGGUUUCUUUACAACUCACAUUGUGCACUAUAAUAGCCUUCAGUAUUGCCGCAGUAUUUUGGAUUGUGUUAACUCACGUUGGAGUCCUGUUAGGUUUUUAUAAAAAUGCAUUGUGCAUGUUAUGUUUAGCCCAGCCAGGUCACCCAUUAUACAAGUCAGUAUUCGAUGUCCAUCCAGGUCUGAGGAUGUCAGGAGAUGACGUGGAAACUGGCCACUAGGGGCAACAGUGAGCACUGUUACAUUGAAGUAGGUUUAGGUUUUGCUAGGGCGUUGUUCCCUUCCAGUAGGUUUAGGUUUUGCUAGGGCGUUGUUCCCUUCCAGUAGGUUUAGGUUUUGCUAGGGCGUUGUUCCCUUCCAGUAGGUUUAGGUUUUGCUAGGGCGUUGUUACCUUCCAGUAGGUUUAGGUUUUGCUAGGGCGUUGUUACCUUCCAGUAGGUUUAGGUUUUGCUAGGGCGUUGUGGACGGGAAUGGCAGAUAGGUGUAAGUAUCUGAUUCCAAAGGUUUCAAGUUUGAAUCCUGCGAUAGAAAUUAGUUUUUUAGAUUUUUGUUUUAAGCCUAUCCCAAACCUUACCCUUACAUUAACCAUUCAGAGUUAAUGCCUAACAUUAAGAAUUUGGAGUUAAUGCCUGAACAUAACCUUAAAGACUUCAAAAUGUGACAUUUGAGAAACAUGGACGAACGUCUAAUUCUAACGUGAGACUGUGAGAGCUGGUAGGUUUAGCCACAUGAUCUAACCCUGCACCUCUGUCUCGUCUCUCAUGCAGAAUGACUUCGCUACUCUUGAGUCAGUGGUAAGUUGUUUACUGGAUUCAUACAGUAUUUCUUCCAACAUAUAUUAAAUACUGAUUAAUUACUGCAGUUGAAAUGUUCUCCCAGUAUGUGAGACCUGUUAGGUUUUGAUACAUAUGUACUCCCACUGGACACACACUGGUUGAAUCACUGUUGUUUCCAUGUAAUUUCAAUAAAAUCAUGUUGAACCAACAUGGAGUAGACGUUGAAUUGACGUCUGUGCCCAGUGGGCUGUAUCUUGUCACUGUGAUCUUGUGAUUAAUAAUGUGAACUAAUCUUGUACCUCUAAUCUUCCCAUCAAGAGUCAGAACUACAGGUCACCUGCUCCAGUGACUAUGACCUCCUUGACCUCUGUCUCUCUGACCACUGCUCCACUGACCGCUACCCUCCAGACCACUGCCACUCCCCCCCUCUCCCUCCCCGUUCGCAUCCCUCCCUCUAGCCUCCAGACCACCGCUGCUCCACCCCUGCCUCUCCCCCAUCGCCUUCCCCCACUGAAGGUUCCACUGCCGACCCUGGCAUGGCCACAGACCAUCCAUCUGCCACCCAUCUCCACCCAGACUGAGGGAGGACUGACAGGCAACUCCGACAGGACUGGAACCCCUGUACUGGUAAGAAGACUGAUAAGAACCAGGCUCCCUCUCUCUCUGGCAGUCAGAUCCACACAUGGUGUCACAUAGAGGCAAGCUAGUGUAGAUCUGUAAGAUUAUAGCUGCGCUGGAAAGAUGUUUAAAUGCUGUAUUAUGUUUCUCAGACUCUGGACACUAAUGGAGAUAAGACAGGAGAAACCAAUGAGAUUGAUUAUGUUGAGGUAGAGGAGAUUAUCAUCCUGCCUGAUGAGAUUGAUUAUGAGGAGGUAGAGGAGAUUAUCAUCCUGCCUGAUAAGAUUGAUUAUGAGGAGGUAGAGGAGAUUAUCAUCCUGCCUGAUGAGAUUGAUUAUGAGGAGGUGGAGGAGAUUAUCAUCCUGCCUGAUGAGAUUGAUUAUGAGGAGGUAGAGGAGAUUAUCAUCCUGCCUGAUGAGGAAAGGUUCCAAGUGAAGCAAGAGGAGAAGGAAGAAGUGAAGGUAGAGGAGAAGAAGGAAUGCCGAAAGACCCUCAAGAAGAGGUGA